This is a messenger RNA of Mytilus californianus (California mussel), 5408 nucleotides long. RefSeq lists its product as uncharacterized. Gene Ontology annotation, cellular component: nucleus. Gene Ontology annotation, biological process: regulation of DNA-templated transcription. Gene Ontology annotation, molecular function: transcription factor binding; transcription coregulator activity; ubiquitin-protein transferase activity. The transcript has 18 exons. The record is from RefSeq and is a predicted model, not a curated record. NCBI's taxonomy places the organism in Eukaryota, Metazoa, Mollusca, Bivalvia, Mytilida, Mytilidae. The coding region runs from base 1329 to 3284 and encodes 651 amino acids.
UGAUGAGCUAUGAAAAAAUUAAGAGUUGUACUUUGUAUUAGGAUUGUUCUGUAUGUUUAAUUUAUUAUAUAUUGUAUUUAGCACCUUUGAAAAACUUAACAGACACAAAAGCAAUGUACUCAAGUAAAGAUGAUAUCAACAAGUCUUUCAAAAUGUUUGCAAAUCAAUAGAUAACAAUAGUUUACCCUGUUUAAUAGUUCCAUUAAAAUGAUUUUUUUACUGUUACAAUUUCAUAUAAUUUACUAAGACAUAAUUAUAACGACCAGCUUAAAUCACUGAGAGUAACGGUUAAUACAAAUAAACACACAGACGAAACGCAAUUUUCAAUGGCGAGAGUUAAUCUUUUGCAAAAGUUCUAUAACAGGAAAGGUUUACUUCAUCGCUGUGAUAUAAAUAGUUGUGAUCUCAUUGAAAUUUUCAUAAAUUUCUGCGCGACAGGAUAACGACAAAAUGUUUCAAAAUAAACAUGUGUCAGUAUUGCAAUUAAUCAAAAUCUAGACACAAGACAAAUCUGAGUCUGGUUGUUUUAACAUAGAGCUCUUUAUCAUGCAAUGGAUUUGUGUGUUUUCUGUUUGUCACGUUUAAUGUCUGAUAUAAUCUUAAUCACAACCCCUUCUUUACGAUUAAAUAUAUCCUGUUGUGUUGGCGAAAUCUGUCAUUUAAUUGAGAAUACAUUGUGGAAAAACAUUUUUAAAAUCACAACAUUUCAAAAAGUCCAAAUAAUAGUAUUAAGUUUUAUUUAAAAAAAAAACAGUUACGCUAAUCUAAAAAUAUAUCGGUUUCAUAGUACAAUACCACCUUUACAAAACUUUUUUGACAAGUUUUGAAAUAUAAACGAACAAUUGUAUUACUUAAAAGUUAACGCCCGAGCGAUUAUUUGUACAGCUUUAACUAAGUUGAUCUUAAAGUAUCCAUAUGACAUUAGUAAUCGGAAGUUAGAGCAACUGCAUUUUCCAAAAGUCACGAAAACUUUCUGAAAAAGUAAAAAUAUAAACAUGAUGAAUAGAUUACAAAUGUAUAUAAAGGACAGGUAAACCUUGUUAUCAAUGAUUAUUUAAACAGGUUGCAUCCGCAAGUAUUCUCGAUUAAACUAGUUGGAUAAUACUAUCAAUCAUUCGCUUUAUGGUUGCAUCCGCAAGUAUUCUCGAUUAAACUAGUUGGAUAAUACUAUCAAUCAUUCGCUUUAUGGUUGCAUCCGCAAGUAUUCUCGAUUAAACUAGUUGGAUAAUACUAUCAAUCAUUCGCUUUAUGGUUGCAUCCGCAAGUAUUCUCGAUUAAACUAGUUGGAUAAUACUAUCAAUCAUUCGCUUUAUGUUGAAAUUAUCGGAAUGGCAACCAAUCAACCACAGAACUUGUCAGAAUGGCAGCUACAUCGUGUUCUACAGAAGGUUAACCUUCUUCAGUAUUAUGACAACUUUAUCAGAGAAGGUGAAUGUGAUGUACUCACGCUAUCAAAUGCAGAAGAUAAGACAUUUAAAAACGUAAUGGAAAAGGUUGGAAUGGCCAAGAAACCGCUGCAUGUUCGUAGAUUCAGAAACACGCUUAUUCAAUGGGUUGACGAUCCAGGAAAAAAUGAUCAUGUGCCUAGCUACAUAAAGAAAGGUUGUGAUGAUAUACUGUCUCACAGUGAGAAAAAGCCACAGGAAUCCCAGAAUAUUCCAACAGGAACAAGUACAGUAUCAACUUCAAGAUUGGGAAGAAUUGCUAACACCAUUGGAUUUUUGGAAUCCCAGAAUAUUCCAGCAGGUACACGUACAGUAUUAACUUCAAGUGGAGAAAGGAGUGCUAGCACUGUUGGAAAUUUGGAACAAGAAAAUAAUGAGUCAACACAGUCAAGAAAUAGUGGUAGGACUACAGAAACACCCCAGGAAAUUUUUGAAACUUUCAGAAGAUUUCAACCAAAUAGUGGAAGGAUUAAUGAUCAGGUCGCUGUAGGAUAUCGGACUGGUGACUCACAAAUAAUGCCAUCAAGAAAAUCAGCAUCACUCAGGUCAGAGCAAUUGGAAACCCUUAGUUCAGUACUGUCUUCACAUUCAACAGCCAGUUCUCAUAAAGAUAUUAUGGAUAUAACAAGAGAACUACAUGGAAAUGAUACCAAUACUAAUACAUUGAAUGACUUUUUACCAGAGAUAGAACCAUUUGGGGAUGUUGGACAAAAUUAUUAUGUUGAUGCAUUGAAAGAUGUGUUGAAACACUAUCGUAAAUUGACCAUAAAGCCAAUUUCGGAGGAAGAUGCGUUGCUGAUGGAGGUGCGAAGGGGUAAUGUGCUGUUAGAUGCCAUUGCAAUGAUAAGAAUCUCAGAAGAUGAUCUGCAUAACCCUUUGAGUAUAAAGUUUAGUGACGAAGAAGGUGAAGACUGCGGUGGGCUAAGAAGAGAAUUUUGGAGUCUCCUUUUGUAUAACAUUACACACUCAUGUUAUGUAACAGGAAAACCUGGUAGACAAACCUUUCAAAAAAAUUUCAUAGAAAGAAAAAAGAACACUUUUCUUCACCUUGGUCAGUUGAUUGCUUUAUCAAUCCUUCAAGAUGGUCCUGGUCUACCAAUCUUUUCCGAUAUUGUCACAGAUUACAUAAUGACUGGAAAGACGAGUGUGUUAAAUAUUGAUGAUCUCCCUGAUGGACUUAAAGACACACUGGAGAAGAUGCAGAAUUGUGAAUCUGAUAAGGAGGCAAGAGAAAUAUAUUCAUCUGUUAUAGAUAUUGCUGUUGAUGCUUGUUUCAUAGUGCCGCUAACAUCCUUCACAAAGUGUCAUGUGAAACAACUUAAAGCUGCUUUUAUUGAAAACCAAAUUUCAAGCUGCAGGGAUGAGCUUGACCAGUUCAUUAAAGGUUUAGAUACACAUCGAGUCCUGAGCCUGCUACGUCAGACAGAAAACAUGGCAUCAGCAAGAUGCUUAUUCAGUGGUAGAGUGAAACCUUUAACUGUUAGUCAAUUGAGGGAACUGAUAAGAUUUAAAUAUAAAGAGGGCAAUGCUAAAUUUGCCCAGAUGGCCACUGCACAAGGAUUCCUGACAUUCCUUCAGGCCACUAAGGGAACUGCAACUAUCAUCAAUGGGAUAAAUUUACAACCGAAGGACGUUCUGAUGUGGUUGACUGGAUCUACUAUUGUGCCAGCCAUAGGAUUCCAUAAACCUAUCGAUGUAGAUUUUUCUCGUACAAAAACUUUUGUAAAUACAUGUGCCCUGGUCCUAACAUUGAAGACACAACCUGAUCUAUCCUCAGGAGAUGCUGUGUCAUAUUAUACUGAACUCAUUAUCAACAGUCAAACUUUUACAAAACAAUAAUAAAAAGAAAUCAUGUUGCAUGUACAUUAUGCAAAAUUGACUAUUGAUGUAGUUUAUCAGAUCAAGAUUAUAAGCGCUAAUUCUAAAGUACCAUUUUCAACCCUGAAAUUUAUCUUCCGCUUCAUAUAUUUUGUCACAAGACAUGAGAAACAAUUCAGACUGAAAUGAAGAUUUCCAGGAAUGAUACUGACUCAAUGCAAAACCGGGAUAGGUGGUACGGUGACAGGUAUUUCAACUAAAUAGUAAAAUGCUAGUAGAGAUUUUGAAAUUUCAUACACUAUACAUUUGUAGAUUUCCAGAAGUAAACCGUAUUAGACGAGUAUUUUCUUCAAAAUUCUAUUUUACAAACUAACUUUUACUGAAUUUUUCCUGAAGUUCUGGUCUUGAAACCUGUAUCAUCGAAAAAUUCUAAAUUUUUAUCUUAAAGCAUUCUCGUGUUUCGUUUCUUUUAUUGACCGCUACCUACCCCGAAAACAUUCCAAACAUUGCUAACAAGACACCAAAAUGAAUAUUGAAAACGUUGAAAACGUCAUCGAUUGGAGUAUCGCUGACAUUGACACCUUGCUACUUUGCAACACGCUUCCCGGUAAUUAAUAUAACUUAUCAACUGAACGGCAAACGAUUUAAUGGCUUCGAAGGUCAAGACAUUGGUCACGUGACAAAAGGUCAGAGUUUACGGUUUUUUUGUAAACGUGCAUGCCUCGUGGUUUUUUACAGUGUUCAAACAUUGAGUGUAUAAGCUUUAUUAUUCUGUAUAUUUAUUGCUAAAAAGUGUUGUUUAAGUAUUCUAAAAUGACGCGUGGAGUGAAACUUUUUUUCUGAAAAUAUGCGAAGUCCACGGAAAAUCCCAAUUCAUUCAUUAAAUAGGUAUGGUAACAUGUGCAGGGGAAUAAAAUACGAAGUAAAACGAUUUUUUUUUUUUGGGGGGGGGGGGGGGGGGUAUUUUAGUUAUAAUUGACUCCAAAUAUAUCGGACACGCAAUUGUGUCAGCUUAUUGGUGGCGAAGUUGAGAUCAAAGGGAGAUAACUCCGUACACGCAACGUAGGAAAUUGCAAGUUCACAACAGCAAAUUCGAGUAAAAGUGAUGAUUGCAAUUAUAUUUCGGCACUUUUUUUAAAUUACUAUUCCAAACUUCAUGUUCCUUCACAUUUGUAACUGAACAAUAUUCAUGGAAUGGUUGAAUAUGGCAUGUUUUCAUGUAAAAACAGGUUUUUGGAACUUCUCAUUAUAAGAAGAAAAUUAUUGAUAACUUACUUUCCUCUGUAAAUUACUCUCUCAAACACCAUUUUGAUUGAUGGAAUGAUACAAGUCUUUGUUUCGCUUUCUUAGUAUAAAUAUUCUUAGAAAGAAUAGGAAAAUAAACUCUGUGUUUGUACAUGUACCUUGUUUAAACAUUUUUUUUUAUAUUUAUUUUACUUUAAAUUAAGACUUCAAUUAAAUAAAUUUAUAUAAAAAAAGUAUCUUAAAUAGAAAGUUUUUACUCUGGUGCACUAAAAACUUUGCAUUGGUAGUGAGAUUUAACAAAGUUAUUUAGAUUGAUGAACUUAAAGAUUCUUUGACUUUGUAUGCUGAGCAUUUAAAAAAAACAUGGUGGUAUAAUACUUUCUAGCACAGCAUCUAUUGUGAACAAUAUUUCUUUCCUAGAGACAUUUUAUUUUCAAGAUGUGAGGCUUGCCGAGCAAUCUACGUAUUACAAAUUUCGCUGUCAAGAAUGGAGAAAUAACGUAUUGAUAGAAAUUCUGUAUGUUAGCAAACUAGCUUUGUUUUUCAAUGAUAUACAAAGAAAUGUAUUGAUUCAGUACUUGCUAUGUGACAUCGUUGAUAGUCAGGGGAUAUUGGUAGCUCUUUUACUGAUGUAACAAUAGCAAAUUCAGAGGAAAGCUAGAACCUUUCAGCCGAUCCAGGAUUUUUGACAGAACAAAUAUCGUCGAUUUCAUGCAGAAAAAUUAAUAUUUUCUAAUCAAGGGUUGGGAUGGGGGUCGUAUGCCCUCAAUGACCCCUUAAUCCAUCACUACAUUUGAAUUGCUCAUUGCAUUUUAACCAAUAAAAAAGUGAUAUCAAACGCAAAAUGUUGAUUAUAAAAAAAAUGAUCAGGGUCAGAGAAAGUAUUCAACCUAGAAACAC